Messenger RNA from Toxotes jaculatrix (banded archerfish), 1380 nucleotides. Its product is annotated as fibroleukin. The coding region runs from base 109 to 1380 and encodes 423 amino acids. The record is from RefSeq and is a predicted model, not a curated record. Lineage: Eukaryota; Metazoa; Chordata; Actinopteri; Toxotidae. The transcript has 6 exons.
AGAGAAUCAUCAACAACAAAAGGACAACGAACUUACAGCUUGGAGGGAGGAAGUCAAACUACUGCUCAAGAGUUUAAAACAAAGUUUAGGACAAGCCUGCAUUUUCCCAUGAUUCCUUUUGGUUCUCUUGGUAUGCUUCCUAUGCUGUCACUGUAUGUGGGAGCAGUACUAUCGUUAGAUGCAACCCCAGCCUGCACACACCCUCCCUGCAGGGACAAUCUGGUGGCUGCACCCAUCCCACCAGGGACGGGAGCAGGAGCGGGUACCGGGGCCUGUGAGGGUCAGACUGGGACAACAGCCUGCAGGAUGGGGGUUUCACUUCCAGCCAUCUCAGACACUCCUCGGAGGGUGGAACACAGGCACGAUUUCCCACAUGUUCAGCCUAAAACUGGAGGUGUCAAAGAACGUCUAGUUCAGCUGCAGCGCUGCAUGCACUCUAUCCAGGAAACAGGGGGGAGCUGGAGUCACGGGGGGCAGGAGAGCAACUCUCUAGGGGCCAUACUGGCACUAAUGGCAGCUGUGCUGACAGAGUGUGACCUCCACUGUCACAGCCAGGCUCUAGGGGCGAUGGCCAAACGACUGGAGAGUGCAGCCGUGGGAAGAGAGGGGGAGAAAGACCUGCUGCUUUUCCUGAAGAGCAUCACACAAUACCCACCCACAGUUGCCCCAUUGGAGAAGUUACAUCCUCAGGACUGUGCAGAGAUUUACACGCUCGGCAUCAAAGAGAACGGAAUCUACACCAUCCAGCCUGACCUGAGCAGGCCAGCACUGGAGGCUAAAUGCGACAUGGAGACGGCGGGCGGCGGGUGGACAGUGAUCCAGAAUCGUCAGGAUGGUUCGCUGGACUUCAACAGGACAUGGCAGGAAUACAGAGAGGGCUUUGGAAGUCCACAGGGAGAGCACUGGCUGGGGAACGCGGCACUGUACGCCCUCACCUCCUCUGGCCAGCACCAACUCCGAAUCGAGCUGGAGGACUGGCACCAACAGAGACGCCAUGCUACCUACAACAAUUUCAAAAUAGCCUCAGAGGCACAGAGGUAUCGUCUGACAGCACGGGAGUACUCUGGAGAUGCAGGCAAUGCCUUGAGCUACAGCAAACGUUACAACCACGAUGGCAGAUCCUUCAGCACUGCUGACCGAGACCAUGACCGCUAUGCAGCUGGAAGCUGUGGUCAGUACUACGGUGCAGGCUGGUGGUUUGAUGCUUGCCUGGCAGCUAACCUGAAUGGACGGUACUACCGUGGGCGCUACAGCGGGGUGACCAACGGGAUCUACUGGGGGACGUGGUACAUCCUGACAGAUGGACGAACUGGAGAACGCUACUCCUUCAAGAGGGUGGAGAUGAAAACAAGACCCAGGAACUUUGUGGGGACAUCCUAG